Messenger RNA from Homarus americanus (American lobster), 3518 nucleotides. RefSeq names its product calpain-A-like. Lineage: Eukaryota; Metazoa; Arthropoda; Malacostraca; Decapoda; Nephropidae. Gene Ontology annotation, cellular component: cytoplasm. Gene Ontology annotation, molecular function: calcium-dependent cysteine-type endopeptidase activity. Gene Ontology annotation, biological process: proteolysis. The record is from RefSeq and is a predicted model, not a curated record.
CUAAUGUAUUAUUAACUUGUUCCUGUGCGUAAUGUCGAUAGAGAGAGAGUCUGACAGAUAUAGGCACAGUGAAGGUUAUCGUCGAUGGAAAUGGUAGAAGUCAGAGGGAACAAAACGAGUAAUACAAAACCGCCAUAACAGCAGCAGAUAGAAAACAGCAGCUGUAGCAAAUGCAGUAAACAAGCAGCAACAGAAACGAAGACACAGGAAACAAAUAAUAACGAAAUCUUCACUAGCUAACAGCAGUAAUCGGAACGCCAAACCUACACUACACAUCAGCAGAAACAGCAGUAAUCGGAACGCCAAACCUACACUACACAUCAGCAGAAACAGCAGUAAUAAAAACCAACAGCAACAAAACCUCACAGCCAUUAACAGCAAAAAAGACACAAGAGAAAAUUAGAUGCUGCAACGGUACUGGCAUUAACAGCAGUAUUAAGCAGUAAUUAGGAACCACAAGCAAGUGAGGCAGUAAAGCAUCAUUAGGGCCUCAAACAGCGUGGUGGAGGAGGAGGUGAGGUGAGGUGAGCAUGGGGUGUGGGGUGAGCGUGCCUGAGUCCACCACCCCAGAAGUACCACAGGAUGGGUACUUCAAGGAAUCUCUCAAUGGCGCUGGUCUUAUGCCCCCACAGGUAUGUGACGGCCGCAGUACCAUAAUUCUUACUUCCGAGGAUACCAUUACCGUCGUCACCUCCCCAACAGUAGUCCGAGCAGCGCGGCUUGUGUAUACCCAGGUGUUGGUGACGGUGACGGAAGAAGCGGUGGAUAAACCCAAGACAGGGGAGGAGGGCGCCUUCGAGCUGCCGGAGUCUGAGUUCGAGGAUGGUCGUCUGGGUGUCAUUGAGGCAGAGGCGAUAAGAACCUGUCGGUACUUGACCGUCGAGGAACACUACUGUGAUGACGAGUUCCCAGCACACUACUCCUCCCUCUUCUUCUCCUCCAGGAUCGAGGUCGACGUACAGUGGAAAAGACCCUUUGAGCUUCAGGAGGAGCCUCAUCUGUUCGUGGACGGUGCGAGCAGGAGGGACGUGGUUCAGGGCGAGCUUAGUGACUGCUGGUUCCUCUCCUCCUGUGCCGCCGUCGCCAGGACCCCCAAGUUAUUAGAGAGAGUGGUACCCCCGGAUCAGUCGCUGAAGGGGGAGGGAUACACUGGGCUGGUGGUAUGUAGGUUCUGGAGGUUUGGGGAGUGGGUGUUGGUCUGUGUGGACGACCGCCUCCCCACUAAGGACGGUCACCUCAUCUUCGCUCGCAGCUCUGAUCCCACCGAGUUCUGGGUGGCUCUGCUGGAGAAGGCAUAUGCUAAGCUCCACGGGUCGUACGAGGCCCUGGAGGGCGGACAGAGUAUGGACGCUAUGGUUGACUUGACGGGAGGCUUGGCUGAGAGGUUAGAAAUAGCGGAAAUGCCUGACAAGAUGAAACUCUACAAACUCCUCAACAAAGCCUCCAAGAACGGCGCCUUCAUCACCGCCUCCAGGAAGGGCGACUGGAAGAUGUCCUACAAGACGGAUGAACACGGACUAGUCGAUGGCCACGCCUACACCGUGUCAGGUGUGGCCACUGUGUCUCACCAGGACAUGGGACACGUCCAUCUGGUGCGCGUUAGGAACCCUUGGGCCAACGGUGCUGAGUGGAACGGUGAAUGGGCUGACAGUGACGACAAAUGGAAGGGAGUGUCGGAUUACCAGAUGAAGAAACUCGGGAGAACCAACAUUGAGGAUGGAGAGUUUUGGAUGAGUUAUAAAGAUUUUUGUGACCAGUUUGAGGAGGUGUCCGUGUGUACCAUUGGACCUGAUUUCGACAAAGAUGGAACUGUCGAUCACGUGGAGCAGGUGAAGGCCAUCAAGGGAGAGUGGGUCAAGGGGGUGAGUGCUGGAGGAAGCAGAAACGACUUCGAGAAAUUCGCCACCAAUCCCCAGUACCUCCUGACAGUGACUGAACCUGACACAAAAGACGACAAUGUCUGCAGUGUGUUGGUGGGGGUGAUGCAGGAGCACAGAAGGUCACACCGUCACCUUGGAGUCAAGAUGCAACAGAUUGGCGUCGUUCUCUACCGGACAGAGGACCCCGAGCAUCGCCUACCAGCCACUCACUUCUUCUACAACUACGAGGAAGGAACCUCCGGGGUCUACAUUAACUUCCGAGAGGUGUUGUGCCGGGUAGAGUUGAAUCCCGGACAUUAUGUCAUCAUUCCUGCCACCUUCUUGCCAGAUUCUCCUGGACACUUUAUGGUCAGGGUCUACUCCCCCAAGUCCUUCGAUCUCAAGAUGCUGCCGAAUGAACUCUCUCUUAAAUAAUAGUUUUGUUGUUGAUGUCAGCUCUUGAAGGAUGCUAUUGAUGCCAGUUCUUGGAAGAUACUAUUGCUGUCAGCUCUUGGAGGAUAAUUAGUGACGUCAGCUUUUGCAAGAUGCUAUUGAUGUCAGUUCUUGGAAGAUACUAUUGACGUCAGCUCUUGGAGGAUAAUUAGUGACGUCAGCUCUUGGAGUAUGUUAUUGACGUCAGUUCUUGGAGGAUACUAAAAAGUCAGCUCUUGAAGGAUGCUAUUGACGUCAGCUCUUGGAGGAUAUUAGUGACGUCAGCUCUUGGAGGAUAUUAGUGACGUCAGCUCUUGAAGGAUACUAUUGACGAAAAUGAUCUUACAAUAUUACGUUCACUGUUAAUUGAAAAAAAAAUAACACUACAGAUUAUUUAGGCAACGACUCUUGACGUUGUUAAGUGUCUAAGGUACAGUCUCAGUGUAAUAUUUACGUUAUAGUUAGGUUACCUUUGUGUUUAUUAGAGUGGAAGUAAGUCAGGCUUUGUUUACAUUGGCUGUGGGUGGACAAAACAGCCAAGCAAACAAACACAACACUCAAACAAUUACAAACAAUGAGGAUAAUGUGGUAAUGAUCGUCCUUCAUUCCUUCCUAUCUUAAUCUCCUUACUAUAAAAAUAAUAACUUCGCCAGCACGAGCAAUCAUUAUCGUUUAGCGUUCACGUGAUUCGUCCUCUUCUCCCCCCUUACUUCUGCAUGGCGGGCGAAAGUUCACUCGUCAUCUUCUCGUGCUGGCGCUGGUGUUGAUGGUAAGAGGCUGAGAUAUGUGUACAUGAGGUCGCCUUUUAAUGUAUCUGUGAUAACUAGUCCGUCCUGGGUUUGUAUUGUACUAUUACACUUCUGAAGUCACCUGAAGAUUAGCCCCCCAGUUUAACCACCAUAACCUAACUUACCAUAACGCUAGUCUAACCCAACCUAACCUAAGUGUUUGAAUCCGUAGCUUAAGAAGGGAGAAUGUGUCUGAACUAAGUUAUUUAGUCCCCAAAUUAAAGUCAAAAUUGUACGCUGAUGGCUGUAUGGUAUCUAGAUACAUUUUCUCUUUGCCAUUUGCGUAAGAACCUUUAAGAACUCAAAGUGAGAUAGAAACAUUGCUUGAGAACUUGAGUGAUAGUUAUACUACACGAUAAACUACUUGUGAUAUAAUGUGACCUGUAAUUUACGUGUGUUUGACCAUUUUUAUGUCAAUAAAGAUAUUAAUUCUGCUUAA